Thermochaetoides thermophila DSM 1495 is the source of this 5382-nucleotide messenger RNA. Its product is annotated as putative nuclear pore protein. The coding region runs from base 1 to 5382 and encodes 1793 amino acids. Gene Ontology annotation, biological process: protein import into nucleus; RNA export from nucleus; post-transcriptional tethering of RNA polymerase II gene DNA at nuclear periphery. The record is from RefSeq and is a predicted model, not a curated record. Gene Ontology annotation, molecular function: structural constituent of nuclear pore. Gene Ontology annotation, cellular component: nuclear pore cytoplasmic filaments; nuclear pore. Lineage: Eukaryota; Fungi; Ascomycota; Sordariomycetes; Sordariales; Chaetomiaceae. The transcript has 3 exons.
AUGUCAUUCGGUUUCGGCAGUGGCGGCUUCGGCCAGAACAACAAUUCAUCGACUUUUGGUGGCUUUGGCUCGACUCCGACCACGAACACAGGGUUUGGUUCGACCGGCACCACGGCAUUUGGCUCGACCUCCAAUACCACCGGCGGCGGUCUGUUUGGCGGUGGUGGCGGCGGCUUCGGCUCCGGCAACACCUUUGGCAGCGGCUUUGGCAGCAAACCGGCCUUUGGCACACCCGCCACGACCAGCUCCACCAGUCUUUUCGGCUCCACGACCACCACUGCUGGCGGUACCGGCUUCGGCAGCGGUGGCUUUGGCAGCACAAAUACCAGCUCUCCAUUCGGUGGUGGCGGUACGUCACUCUUUGGCAACAAGACUACCACCGGCUUCGGGUCUGGCACAUCGACUUUUGGAAGCAACACUGGCGGCGGCCUCUUUGGCGGCGGCUCAACCACCACCGGUUUCGGUGCCACUAACAAUCCAGGCAUUGGGACCAAUGUCGGCGAUCCCCCUGGCACAGCCGUUGUUCCCUUCUCUCCUACUGUCGAGAAGGAGGUGAAUAAUCCCUCUCAGAGCAAUUCGUACCAGAACAUCCUUUUCAUGGAUGCCUACAAGAAAUGGUCUGCCGAAGAAUUGAGAUUGGCGGAUUACAACCAGGGUCGCAAGACUGCUGCCCCUGGCGGAACUGGUGCCUUUGGCAGUUCCGGUUUUGGCGGCUUUGGCACAACUUCCAACACUGGCGGUUUCGGUUCCAAUACUGGCGGUGGCCUGUUCGGUAACACCCAGCAGAAUACUGGAGGCUUUGGCACGACCAAUACCACUGGUAGCGCCUUUGGGUCUGGCGGCGGCCUCUUCGGCAACAAGCCUGCCACUGGCGGCCUUUUCGGUACUUCAUCCUCACAGCCCGCUCAGAGCGGUGGGUUGUUCGGUAGUGGCACCGCUAGCACUUUCGGUUCCAGCAACACUGGCACCACGAGCACCUUCGGCUCUAACAACAACACCGGCGGCGGCCUGUUUGGAAGCAACAACACUUCCUCGAAGCCAGCCUUUAGCUUUGGCACUUCUAACACCAGCACUCCGGGCUUCGGCACCGCAACGACCGGUUCUGGUUUUGGCACAGGCACUACCACAAACACCGGUGGCGGCCUCUUUGGUAACACGGCUCAGAACACUAACACUGGUGGUGGUCUCUUCGGCAACCAACAGCAAUCUGGCUCUGCGUUUGGCAGCGGCACCGGCUUUGGCCAACAAAAUCAGUCUACUGGCACAUCGCUGUUCGGCAACACUCAGCAAAAGCCCGGUGGUUUGUUCGGCUCUACCACGACCAAUACUAGUGGUGGCCUUUUCGGAAGCACCAACACGGGCACUUCUACCUUUGGCCAGACUCCCGCCACUCAGAACACGGGCGGCGGUCUGUUUGGUUCCAAGCCUGCCGGCACCGGUGGCUUGUUCGGUUCUACCGCCACUAACCAACCUGCUUCUACUGGCGGUCUCUUUGGAAACCUCAACACUAAUGCUCAAACCCAACAGCCUGCGACGGGUGGGCUGUUUGGCAAUCUGGGCCAGAACAACCAAGCCAAACCCUCUCUGUUUGGUACCUCGACAACCACUGGCGGCGGUCUCUUCGGUAACACGAACGCUCAGCAACAGACCGGAAGUCUAUUCGGAACCUCUACUGCCCAACAGCAGCCGCAAACGGGCUUGGGCGCUUCGCUCUUUGGGUCUUCUCAACAGCAACAGCAGCAGCCGCAGACUUUCUCGACUAGUAUCACCGACAUAUCUGCGUACGGUGCCACAACACUGUUUUCGGGCCUUCCCGAUGACAAGAUCCAGAAUCCCGGUCCCCUCGCGACGCCUCUGUCUGGCAAGGCCAAGGUUAAGAGCCGGUCAAUCUUGCCCAUGUACAAGCUCAGCCCGGCCAACGCAUCCCGCCUUGUCACUACCCCACAAAAGCGCGCUUAUGGCUUCUCAUUCAGUGCCUACGGAUCGCCCACAAGCCCGUCCUCCAGCGCGUCGAGCACUCCCGGUGCCUUCGGCCAGAGCAUCCUUUCUAGCAGUAUCAAUCGCGGCCUGAACAAGAGCAUCUCGGCUAGCAACCUUCGUCGCUCCCUCAACGUCGAGGAUAGCAUCCUCCAGCCCGGUGCGUUCUCUGCUAACUCGAGCAUGCGCCUGCUUGGCGGCCCUGGCAGCCACAAGAAGCUGGUCAUCAACAAAGACAUGCGUACCGAUUUGUUCAGUCCUCCGAAUAAGGACAAGCAGCCUCAAGAGGAUGGCACUGCCGCUCGCAAGACCGUGACCAAGCGCGUCAGCUUCGACACAAGCAAUGUUGAGACUCCCGAGAAGACAAUUGAAAGCAGCAUCCCUGCCACUGAUGAUUCCGGCUAUCUGAAGCCUGAUGCCCGUUCUACCGCCAACGGCACUAACGGCGCGAAUGGCGCCAAGUCGUCUCCCGUUGCUGCUGCCUCCCCCCCCGAGAUGGAGCAGGUUAAGGGCAAGGAACUCGCUGUCGUCCACGAAGAGGAGUCCCCUGCUCCUGCUCAGACCGACAAGCCGCGCGGUUCCCAGAUUGAGCCUGGCGCCUACUGGAUGUCGCCCACUGCUGACGAUAUCCGCGCCAUGAACAGGAUGCAGCGCCAGCGCGUUGUUGGCUUUACUGUUGGCCGUGAGAAUGUGGGCAGUGUCCAGUUCAAGGUUCCCGUGGAUCUGAGCAACAUCAAUCUUGAUGAUCUCUUUGGUACUAUCGUCAUUUUAGAGCCGCGCUCCGCCACUGUUUACCCGAACGCGGCCAAGAAACCUCCUAUGGGCAAGGGUCUGAACGUGCCUGCUCUUAUUUCCCUGGAGCACUCAUGGCCCCGCGGCGGUCCUACAAUCAAGGGCCGUCGCCUUGAGCGCCACAUUGAGCGCCUGAAGUCCAUUCCCGAUACGACGUUUGAGAGCUACGACCCUGAGACUGGUGUCUGGGCUUUCUCGGUUGAGCAUUUCACGACCUAUGGUUUAGGUGACGACGAUGACUACGAUGAUGAUGACUACGAGACAGAGCCCGAGUCUGCCGUUAAGUCGACUCCGCGCCCGGUGACGAGCCCGUCGAUCUCUAAGAGCUCGACCUCCCCUAUCGACCCCGAUGACACGUUCGAAUUCAGGCGCAGCCGCCGCGCCCUUCCCGGCGCCUUCGAUGAUGCUGCUUUGUCUGACACUGACGAGGUUGCUAACCACGCUCAACGCCAGGGUACGCUGUCUCCGGAGCCGCAGGACGCUGAUACCCCCUUGCCAUCGCGGGAAUGGCCCGAAGAUGAAAGCAUGGCUGACGGUCUCGAUGAAUACCAGCUCGAAGCCUAUGAAGAGGCGUCUCAGCAGGGAUCCGUCGACGAGCAGGAGGAUUUUUUACCCUCGCGUUUCGCCGCCGACAAUGACGCCCCCCAGGUCCCUGCUGGAAUCAUGAGGGCACGCAUGCGCGCGGUUAAGAAAUUAAAUGCGCCCACGAAAAUCGAAGUAGCCGGUGGUGAUGAUUGGACUCAGAUUUUGCAAGCGAGCGUUAAGGCUCCCCGUACGAUGGAUCGGGCAACAUUGCGGGCUCUGAACGAGUCUGGUGCAGUGUGGGAAAUGAAGGAUCGUGGCAGUCCUCCUCCUCAGGCGACUGCAACUGUCUCCGACGGAAUGGGCUUUGCCACCAGCAUCGAUUUGAUGAAGUCGCUGUUUGAGCAAGCGAAGGCCCCGACUCAGCCAGCGUUGACGACUUCCGGCAAAGGGUUUGUGAAGUGGCCUUAUGAGCAACGUUCUAAGACUGAUACCGAGGAAAAUUUGGCAGUUCCCCGAACCAACUGGGGCCCUAACGAACUUUUGAUUUCAACCCAGCACAACGAACCGAAUCUGUUGCCCGUUGAUGCUGCCGACGACUCUGCCACAUCUCCCAGCACUCUUGCUCGUCUUCAGCAGUACAUCAACCUUGUUUCGAGCAAGAAGCAACUCCAGCGGGUAGCUGGCCCAGAGUUUCGUGAACUGGCACAAGGUGAUUCCGUUUGGGAGCUCGCCGCACUACUCUUCGAUGACAACGGUGAAGGUGUUUCUCAGUUCUGGCAGCAGCUUGUCUCUGAGGCUACUGACCGCGCCCUUUCUUUCACCGCCGGUCUCGAGGAGAAGGCCAUCAUUUGCUUGGCUGGCAACCGUGUGGACGAAGCUUGCCGCCACUUGCUUGCUGCCGGCAAUUUCCGACUUGCUACUCUCGUGUCGACCAUCGGCAAGGUUGAUAAUAAGGACAUCCGCGCCCAGUUAAAGGAUUGGCGGGAGUCAAACGUGCUGGCUGAGUUCUCCGAGCCCAUUCGGGCUAUCUAUGAGCUCCUGGCUGGCAAUGCGUCUGUUUGUGCUGGGGUCAAGAACGUUCCAAUCGAGAAUCGCGUCAAUUCUUUCACCAUUUCUCAGCGUUUCGGAUUGGAUUGGAUGCGGUCAUUCGGUCUGCGCCUGUGGUAUACUAGCGGUGUGAUUCCUGAUGUUGCUGCAGCAGUCCGUUCCUUCCAGGAGGAUAUCGAGCAGGAUCGCGAGCCAGAGCCUGACAGCGCGCUGUGGACACUUCUCAAGGCCUUCGCUAGCCGCGAGUACGACUGGUCGGAUACACGCCUCGGAUGGCUCCUCACUAAGGCCAUCUAUACGACGGGAAAGGUCUCGUUUGGUGAGGAUGCUUUGCAGAAGCUCGAUAAGGCAUCAGUCACCUUUGCCUCGGCGCUGACGGCGGCAUCCCACUGGGUCCCGGCCACCUUUGUUCUCCUCCAGCUUUCCGACCCCGCUUCGCGCGAGGCCGCAGUCCGUGACCACCUCGGCCGCCAUGCCCACCGCAUCGGCUCUCCUCGCAACCUCAUGAGUCCCUUCUUUACUCUCCAGAAGUUUGGCGUGCCGGAGGCUUGGAUAUGGGAAGCCAAGGCCCUGGACUACCGCUCCCGUCAGGACUCCCAACAGGAGUUCCUUGCCCUCAUCUGGGCACAGAACUACGCCGAAGCGAACCGGACAUUUGUCACGCGCGUUGGUCCCGACCUGGUCAUCGAGCGCAACCUCCCGCGCCUGUUUGCCUUCGCCCAGCUGCUCUUCAAGGUCAAGAAGCACCUGCCUAACUGGGAGCGUAGCGCUGCUGUAUACCUCCUUUACCCGAUGGCCGUGAUGCAAAAUCAGGGCUCUGGGAAGUUGGAUCGCUUUGACAACCAGCUCAUCGAUGGUCUGGUGGCGCUUCACAGCCAAACCCACGGCGACAUCCGCCAGGAGGCGGCCAUCGCAGAUAUGGCGGAGGAAUUGAUCAAGUGCAAGGGCGCCGCUGCUGCUUCAGAUCCACGGUUGCUUCAGCUGCUGCCGCAAGAUGUUCGGGGCAAGUAUCUGCGUGCUCAGGUGCUGGAGGCGUUUUGA